Cololabis saira (Pacific saury) is the source of this 563-nucleotide messenger RNA. It is a transcript of the gene sagb, whose product is annotated as S-antigen; retina and pineal gland (arrestin) b. Gene Ontology annotation, biological process: signal transduction; G protein-coupled receptor internalization. The record is from RefSeq and is a predicted model, not a curated record. NCBI's taxonomy places the organism in Eukaryota, Metazoa, Chordata, Actinopteri, Beloniformes, Belonidae. Gene Ontology annotation, cellular component: photoreceptor outer segment; photoreceptor inner segment. Gene Ontology annotation, molecular function: G protein-coupled receptor binding. The transcript is spliced from 6 exons. The coding region runs from base 70 to 555 and encodes 161 amino acids.
UUGUGAUGAAGCAGCUAACAGCUAACAGCUAAGUUUGAAUAUUUCUCUCCUGCAGGUCCAGACGUCAUCAUGAGUCCCAAACAGGUCGUCUUCAAGAAGGUUUCCAAGGACAAGGCGGUAACCAUCUACAUGGCCAAGAGAGACUUUGUGGACCAUGUUGACUUCGUGGAUCCAGUCGACGGCGUCAUCAUGAUCGACCCGACGCAGCUGAAAGGAAAGAAAGUGUACGUGAUGCUGUCCUGCUCGUUCCGCUACGGCCGGCAGGACCAGGACGUGAUGGGCGCUUCCUUCCGGAGGGAUCUGUUCGUGGUGACUCGGCAGGUUUACCCGGAACUGCAGGACAAGUCGCAGCUGACGCACAGCAAGGGGCAGAAGAAGCUGCUGGACAAGCUGGGGGCGAACGCUUACCCCUUCUACCUGGAGUUUCCAGACAACCUGCCGUGUUCCAUCAGCCUGCAGCCUGGACCUACUGAUGAGGGGAAGAAAUGUGCCGUGGAGUUUGAGGUUAAAGCUUUUACCGGAGAGAAUCGGGACGAGAAGAUCGACAAACAGUGAGUGUUACC